UGAAAGGUCAAGACCUUGCGUAUCGUAUUAUAAAAUUCCCUCCGGGAUAAGCCUAGCGCCCCAUCUGUAUAUUCAUAAAUCACGGGUUGUUGAAACAAUAACGAGGAUGAUUUGAUUACUUCGUGGAUAUUUUUACUUCACCAUUCCCCUCAUUUCAUAAGGACGUCGCUAAAAUGGCAUUUUGUUCUUCUUGUGGAUCACCUAAUCAGAAUGAUAAUUAUUGCUCAAAGUGUGGGAAGAAAAUUGACAAGUCCUUGGGUAUGUAUAUAUACAGAUUCUCUCUUUCGGGCUCUCCCCCUCUCUCUUUCUCUAUCUCUCUCUCUCUCUCUAUCUCUCUCUCUCUCUCUCUCUGUCUCAUAUAAACAACUUCUACAUUGUAGUUAUCCAUCACAAAUACAAUGUGUGGUAUUUACAGAAACUACAGGCACUGAAAGAACAAAACAUGUAACAUUACCAACUUUUGAUGAGUUUCAAAGCUUUAGAAGAGAAAAAGAACAGGAACGGAGAACUACAUUUCCUUUCUCUAAAAAGGGUAGAAAAUGCGAAGGGCGUGUCAAGAUAACUGUAGGUUUAAUGAGAUGCAACGCAGGGGCACCAAAGUACGUAAGAGGUAGUGGCGUUACCUUGGAAGUCCUACCAAGUAGCACUGGUGGUGACUUAAUAAGAUUAGCACAGGAAAAGCAUAUCCUUCUUAAUAAAGGUCUACCAGAUACCAGUUACGUUCUUCUGUAUAAAGAUGGUUCGUUAGCUACCUGUAUUCCUGGCACAUCAUCUCCCAUGACCCUUCGUGGAUACAAGGAAUUUCUUGGAUUUCCUUAUCAAAAAGUACCACUAUAUAUAUGUCCAAAAACGGAGUACGAAAAAGUUCAAAAAGACUCCGACUCUGACGAGUUACCCGAAAUAAACUUGGAUGAUUCUUGGGACUCGUCAGGCACUCCAGAAAUAAAGUUUCGGAAAAAAAGAACCCAAACCAACAUUCAAAGACAAAAGGACGACCAGCCAUCAACUAGUUCUUCGAUGUCAGGGGCACAUUGCUUAAAUUACAGUGAGUACAUCACCAUAUUGCCAGAUGAAAGCGAUGAUAAAGAGGAUAAAACAGUCUCACCACUACCGCCCCUUCUUGAUAAGGAAGAGGACAAUGUUCAGGAAGUAGUUUCUACAACGGUCAAAGACAUUUUGAUGGAUCUUAGUCAAAAAAUUAAGAAGACAGAGAUAAACAGAUUCAACAUCAAUAGAAAAAAUGUUUGGGAUGGGGCUUGUCGAGGAUUCAAAAGAACAUCAUUUUCACCUGAAAACACCUUAUUUGUGAAAUUUACUGAUGAUGAAGGGGCAUCGGAAGAGGCUUUGGAUCAGGGUGGCCCUAGAAGGGAGUUCCUUCGCCUGCUUAUGGGAAGCCUUUCCCAAACGUGUAUGUUUGAGGGCCCCAUUACAUCCAGAAUAUUGGCUCUUGAUAGUCAGGCUUUACAAAGAGAUGAUUAUUAUAUGGCCGGACAAAUGUUGGCGAUUUGUCUUGUACAUGGUGGACCUUCACCAAAAUUCUUCUCACCAACACUGUUUGAUGCUUUGGUACAAGGGCCCGAGAAAAUCCAUGUUCCGCUGGACGAUAUAACCAAUGAGGAAGUCAGAAAUGCUAUAAAGAGGAUAACGGAAGCAGAGAACAUACACGAUCUUCAAAAUACCCUUCAUGCCGAGGCAAGUAUUCUUACGAUAGCUGGAUGUUUCCAUCAUGUAAAAUCUGUGGAGGAAAAAUAUCAUAUUGCAGAAGAUUUAAAGAGAUGGUAUGUUCUAGGAAGAACAAGGUCAGCUUACGAAAGGUUGAGAAAGGGAUUGGAAACUCUAGGUGUUUUACAAGAAAUCAUCAAACAUCCAAAUCUUCUCAGAAAUUGCUUCAUAUAUAGUCCUAUGCAACCAACCGCUGCUGAAAUCGAAAGUCUGUUUAUACCCAAGAUGAGUGUGGUAGGAAGUAGCAAGCGUUUAAUUGAAAAUACAACAUUGGGGUUUUGGAGGGAUUACAUCCAGGAUGCUGAAGAAAAGUCUGCCAAAGCAUCACUCUCUGCAAUUCUUAUUUUUGCAACUGGAUCUGAUUCAAUACCCCCACAAGGAUUCACUCCUUCACCAUCAGUAUCAUUCAUUCACGCAGAAGAGGAGGGGCAGAAUUUCAUAUCAAAAUUCCCAAUAGCAAACACAUGCGCAAACGAGCUGAAGUUACCUGUAGUCCAGUCCUAUGAAGAAUUUAAGGACAAUAUGGACUUCGGAAUUUUGAAUUCUCCAAGCUUUGGGAGAUUUUAAAGGACUCAUUUGGUACUCCCCAGUACAUGUCCUGAAGAACUAUUACAAACUACUUCCAUGUAUCAACAUCAGUCAAAAACAUAUAGCAUGGGGCAAACAAAUCAGAUUGAAUAUCUAAUUACACACAAUAUUUUACGUGUGUGUUUUUGUAAGAGUAGACCAAAAUUCUGGAAAUAUUUUUUAAGGAUUUGACUUCCAGUUUAUGCAUGUAGUCAAUAAUAUCCUUGUAAUAACCAAACAGAAAAAUAAACAUGUUUUAAUGGAUGUCGUGUAAAAUUAAAAGUAA
Molecule: messenger RNA, 2575 nt
Organism: Saccostrea cuccullata (small rock oyster)
Lineage: Eukaryota; Metazoa; Mollusca; Bivalvia; Ostreida; Ostreidae
Product: G2/M phase-specific E3 ubiquitin-protein ligase-like
Exons: 9
Coding region: 211-2289 (692 amino acids)
Biological process (GO): protein polyubiquitination
Molecular function (GO): ubiquitin-protein transferase activity
Source: RefSeq, a predicted model, not a curated record